UAAAUACGUACUUGCGAUGAUUUAAAGAAGUUCCACUCAGCGUAACCGUAUUUUACAACACGCCAUUAGCAUAUGACUACAUGACGUAUACGUGUUUAUUGACACAGAUAAGCUUCAGUGCUCUCUCUUCCGGUGUUCAACAGCUCAGGUGUACCACGUGUGCAAGUUAAUCGAUCGAGAAAACAACAAACAUGACAGAAAAUGGUGACAACAAACCGAAAAAAGCACGGUUGGAGGACGACCCUUUUCGAUGGCCAGGCUACACAGGCGAAGGAUAUCCAGAGCUUUGCGAUCUCCGCGCAAUGCCCGCACAGCCCAAGGAGCUCAAACCUGGACAACUGCCAGAGAAAUUGAUUCGCCAGUAUUUUGAAGAGGGCUACUUGAUCAUCAAAGAUUUCUUCACUGAUGACGAGCUCCAGGCCUGUAGGGACGACCUGGAGGACGAAGUGGACAAGCUGGCUAUAAAGUUGUACAAGGCCGGCAAAAUUAAAAAUCUGUACGAGGAGUAUGACCUUGACCAUCGCUUGAUUAAAAUAGACGAAGAGUGGCCGGGAGCAGUCAUACUUCUUCAUAAAAUCGGACGUUUACCCCCGUCCUUCAGAAAUCUAUGGGGUAACGAAAGGCUUCUAAAUUUGAUGGAACAACUGAUUGGCCCAGACAUUGCUGGUAUGCCCAAUUGGAAUUUACGUGACAAAACGCCCCACAACGAGGCCACGACUGUCCCGUGGCAUCAAGAUGCGGGAUAUUUGUCUACAGACAUUUAUAAAGUGUUCAUGCCGACUGUUUGGAUCCCAUUUGUAAACACAAAUAAACAGAACGGAUGUAUGGAGGUCAUACCUAAAGGUCAUCUGAGUGGAAAAGUGGCGGUUCACCAGUGCUGUGCUGGGGACACGUGGUACAUCAUGUUGGAGGAAGAGGAGAUGAAAAAGAGGCUGGGGUGUUCAACAAAGGAUGCGGUCGUGUGUGAAAUACCAUAUGGAGGGUUUCUGCUAUUCAAUAAUUUCAUUCCCCAUCGAAGUUUAGACAACAAGGCGGACCACAUUCGUUGGAGCGUAGAUCUGAGGUUCAAAGUUCCGGGCGAAAACAACGGGAUGUUUGGAUUGAAACCUGAUGUCAUCAUGCGUACUAAGGAAAAUCCGACCAUGGAAAUAGAUUGGGAAACGUUUGAUUCCGUGAAUAGGACUGAGCUGCAGAUGAAAUCUGUCAGCGAUAUUGUCAGCGUUAAAGAAGAUCAAGAAUUUGAUACAACAGUUCAGGGACCUUGGAUGAGAAAAUGGGAGAUAACUCACAUUAAUACGCAUGUCAAAAAACAUCAAGAGACGGAAAAAGCAAAGAGCUGAGAGAAAUUUCCAGAUAUUUUAGAAAAUAUCUUAAAUUGAAAUUCGCUGUGAUUUAAAUGUGAUUUUAAAGUAUAUUUAAUAUGAUGACAUUAUUUUUAAAAGCAUUUUAUGAAGAGCUUUUUCAUUUACACAUUCCAUUUUUAAAAACUAUUUGUCUUGUGAAGACGUAAUAAUGUUCUGAAUGAAUUCUAAUGUUUGUACUGAUUAUCAGGAAUAAAAUACCUUAUUACUGCA
Molecule: messenger RNA, 1574 nt
Organism: Ostrea edulis (European flat oyster)
Lineage: Eukaryota; Metazoa; Mollusca; Bivalvia; Ostreida; Ostreidae
Exons: 10
Coding region: 192-1340 (382 amino acids)
Source: RefSeq, a predicted model, not a curated record